This is a messenger RNA of Protopterus annectens (West African lungfish), 675 nucleotides long. RefSeq names its product YEATS domain-containing protein 4-like. The record is from RefSeq and is a predicted model, not a curated record. The transcript has 8 exons. Bases 49 to 675 code for a protein of 208 amino acids. Gene Ontology annotation, biological process: regulation of DNA-templated transcription. NCBI's taxonomy places the organism in Eukaryota, Metazoa, Chordata, Ceratodontiformes, Protopteridae.
GAAGUUGAACAAGUAAAAGGCAAACGUGAACCAGUUUUACUCAAGACAAUGGCAGAAUUUGGUCGUAAUUCUGGAGGGAGAAUAGAGGGUAUUACAAUAGUGAAGCCCAUUGUUUAUGGUAAUGUGACUCAGUGUUUUGGCAAGAAAAGAAAGGGAUAUGGACCCACACAACAGUGGACAGUGUAUGUAAAACCCUAUAGAAAUGAGGAUAUGUCUGUCUAUGUGAAGGAAAUUCAGUUUAAGUUGGAUGAAAGCUAUGGAAAGCCCUUGGGAAUUGUUACAAAGCCACCAUAUGAAAUUACAGAAACAGGCUGGAGUGAAUUUAAAAUUAUCAUCAAAAUAUUCUUCAUUGAUCCAAAUGAAAGGCCUGUUACAUUGUAUCACUUGCUGAAGUUGUCUCAGUCAGACACAAAUGCCAUGCUGGGAAAAAACACUGUUGUUUCAGAAUUCUAUGAUGAAAUGAUAUUUCAGGAUCCAACUGCCAGGAUGCAGAAGCUGUUAAGAACUUCGAGACAGUUGACAGUGGGAGCUUAUAAACAUGAAACAAAGUUUUUGUCAGGAGCAGCUCUUUCUACUGGUAUGAUGGCAUCUUUACUAAAGAUUGUUAAUGUAUUGUGGCUUGGGGCACAGUGUGGACUUUACAUUUACUUCUUCAAAUUAGGUUUAGAGCUUUAA